Gadus macrocephalus (Pacific cod) is the source of this 2039-nucleotide messenger RNA. It is a transcript of the gene cstpp1, whose product is annotated as centriolar satellite-associated tubulin polyglutamylase complex regulator 1. The record is from RefSeq and is a predicted model, not a curated record. Lineage: Eukaryota; Metazoa; Chordata; Actinopteri; Gadiformes; Gadidae. Bases 100 to 1095 code for a protein of 331 amino acids. The transcript has 9 exons.
CCCCUAGUGAUAACACAACAGUGAUCGGAAGCUGUUUUCAUCAGCCCCAUUCUGCGUUUUAAUGCUAACUCUGACUCCUUCUCCAUUCUAACCAUCAAUAUGAAUCGCUUCAACCCAGUCCUUCCGGUGGAUGAAUAUCUAGUAGAGACCAAUGUGCUUUUCUACCUCAACGAUGCCUUGACCCAGCUUUUGGAACAUAAAGAGGAAUACACCCAGUUUGGAGUGAUACGCUACUUUGCAGAAUAUUUCAGCAGUGUAAAGAACAGCAACCAUGUCCUCUUUCGAGAAUACAACUACAUCAAGGCUACUCCUCACAACCGAGCAUCAUUCAUUAAAGUCUUUUGGAGAUGUUUCAGACAGAUUGGCAGGAGUGGAGACGUUCUGUCCAUGCAGGAGUACAGCUCUGUGCUCCAGCUGCUGUGUCCAGACUUCCCAGUGGAGCUGGUGCAGAGUGCUGCCAGAAUUGUGUUAAUGGAUGACGCUGUUGAUUAUCUGAUGUCGUUUGCAGACUUCCUUUAUGCCUUUCAGCUGCUGUUUUAUUACCAUGAGUUUCUUGCGAGCGUCCUGACCAUCUACCAGGAUCUGUUGUUCGGUAAGAGCCCCAACACGGUGAUCGUGCCCACAUCGAUCGCUGUAGAGCAGCUCCCCCUGUUGGCCACAGAGGAGAACACCAGCCAGGAACUGCAGGAAGGUGUCGAGGCCUCUACGCUGGCUGAGUGCAUAAAUGGCCUCUGUGACAGGUUUAAACAGAGUUACCCCUCUAGGACCUGUAUGUUGGAUGUGCUGGAGCAAAGUCCCAAAGUCACAUACUACGGCUUCCUCAUGGGCCUGGCCAAACACGACGCUAUCAACACAGAAAUAGGUGCGCUACCCAACAGAUCAGAUGUGCUGGUUGACCCAGAGAUGGAUCAAGAGCUUCUUAAACUCAUAUCUCAGAUCUCCGCCAGCCCUGGUAGCAACAGUAGUGGCAGUGUUCCAGGGGGGCUGAGGGAGAGCCAGAAGAAAGCCUCCCCACGGAGGAACCUCCACCACAGGAGGAGGAUGGAGGUGGAGAGCGACGGCUCCACGGAGGAGACGGACUCCUCCGAGAGUUAAAUGAAAAGGACCACACCCAUAGCUCUCUAUGAACCACUUAAAGCUGCUGUGGGUAAGGUUUAAGAGCUAUGAUUUGAUUGAGCUCCUCAGCUUUAAGAGAGUUUAAUGUGCUGUGAGAAUAUCUGUUUCGAGUUGAAGGCACCUGCCUUUGUAGGAGAUAAUUUACACUUUUGAACGCUCCAGGCAGGUUUCUGACCAAUCAGGGCAUCUCUUCCCUGAUUUAAUGUAUCUGGCCUGUCAAACCCAGGUGUGUGAAAUGCAACAAUCCUCGAGGGCGGAGGCAGGGAACCUUUCUUGGUGGGGUAGUUUAGUUUCAAAAUCUGUCUCUCUUCUGCACUUUGCUAGUCUCUCUCUUGAUAACUCUUGAAUCCUACCUAAUACCUACAGGCAGCUUUUUAUAAAAAAUAAUAAUGUGGAACUGUUCAGCGAUGCCACAAAAUCAGAACUAUAUACUAAACUACUACACUAAUAGUUAUGAAUAAUAAUCCAUAUCAUUUCAAUGUACAGUGGUUUGUUUUGUUUGUUUGUUGCAUUUCUGCAAAUGUGUCUGCUGGCACAAAGGGUGUAGCAUAAAAGGAGAGGCAGGGUUUGUUGUGUUGAGAGGUCCCUCACUAACACCCUCGAUCAACUGAUCAUUCCCCUUUUUAUUAAGGACUGCUCUUGUCUUUUAAAAAAUACAUGAGUUUUUUACUUGAAUAAGUUAUUUUAGCGUUAAGAUUGAGUUGCAUGCAAUGCAUACACAUUUCACAAGCAGGCAUGUGCGAACUAUUGACGGUGAGAUGGAGCUCAAUGAAGCAUCAACGCUGCACACACUUAUCCCUCUGCUCGCCUGAGCGUAGAGACGACAUUCACAAUAUGUAUUGCAGCAAACAAGGCUUGCAAAUGAAUUGAUAAACAAAACUACUUUCAGAAAUGCCAAUAAAUUGUCAUUAACUAUUAAUGAA